GCUCAUUCGAGUCUUCAGAGUCACAUUUAGCAUCCCGCAUACCGCAAAUGGUCUCUGCUACAGACGCUCCUCUCGGCAUCAAUCUUCGCCAGUCUAAUAUCCUCCUCUUCGAAGGUGACAAGCAAGUUGACAAUGGAUCGGUAUCGAUAACUGAGAGUUCGUUUUCUUGGGAGGGCCAGACACAUCAGUUCUCUGUUCCGUAUCAUCAGAUCACCCUGCACGCUGUUUCUAAAACCUCUUCCAUGACAUCCGGGGAUAUGUUUUCAAACUCAUCGGCAUUCCCACAUCCACAUCUACUCAUCAUGAUAGACGGCGAUCGUUUGUGGAGCAGUCCCUCUCCGCACCACCAAACAGUAGCCAACGGAGACGAGCCCAUGUUGACAGACAAUAUGGAUGAUUCCGAUGGCGACGUGGACGGCGACUCAGAGGAUCGCGCUUCGGAUUGUCCAGGUGUAACUACCUUGUUACGCUUAGUCCCCUCUGACCCCGCCGUACUGGAUACCAUGUAUUCUGUUUUAUGUGAAUGUCAGGCGCUCAAUCCAGACCUCUCUGACGGACUUUCGGAAUCGGAUUUGGAGCAGCUGGAUGAGACCGAAGAAAAUGAGUAUGUUGAUGGAGAUGAUGAAGAUGGCGAGUUGGAUACCGAACAAUUUGCCGAUAACUAAUGCCUUUAUUGUUACUACGCUUGCACAUUUGUACCGUCUUCAUUAAGUAUGGUUUUGUUUCUGAAUCACUGUACAAAUGAACCGGUUGUUUACCCUA
This is a messenger RNA of Dicrocoelium dendriticum, 762 nucleotides long. Lineage: Eukaryota; Metazoa; Platyhelminthes; Trematoda; Plagiorchiida; Dicrocoeliidae. The record is from the annotation of a GenBank genome assembly.